AUGCUCCAGGCUAUCGGCGACGCCUACACAAUAAACAUCCGUUCGUCGCUGCGACUACACCCGAAGUUCUACGUCGGACGACCGAAGAAGUACCGUCCGGCUACGCUCUACAAGUUGGUUCCAUCCCUGGAGGCGAAGGCUCAAGCGUGGACCUUCCCUCCCGUCUUGCUCGACGAGCCGAUGACAUCAGAAGCGGCUGCUAUGCAGUCUGCGCGUUUCCAAGAACGUGGCGUUCUAUUUCCUAAUCCGUUCUAG
Molecule: messenger RNA, 255 nt
Organism: Peronospora matthiolae
Lineage: Eukaryota; Oomycota; Peronosporomycetes; Peronosporales; Peronosporaceae
Source: the annotation of a GenBank genome assembly